AUGCAACCUGGGAUAAUCUCACCUCGAGCUGGUAUAGAUUCGGUCAAGCCUAGUACACUGGUAUUCCACAGAGUCUCUUCCCAUACUGCUAUCAAUGCAAUCACGCCACCGUACCAAACCACUUCAACCUCACCCGUCAUACCACUCCCCCCCCUGUCGCUCGUGCUGAAGAUCAUGAAACCUAUGUCCUUCAAAUCAUCCGGAAACUCCGAAGAUGACGAAGAAUCCUCCUUCGGAGCUCUGUCCUAUCAUCCCGCAGAAUACAAAGACGCGGACGCAGCUGUGAAAGCGGCUUACAAUGAAGAUAUCAUGUACCAUCACCUUCUCAACUUCCAAGGCACGGUGUUACCGAACUAUCACGGUCUUUUCGUCUGGCCAAGCAGUGACGAGGACGAUACGCAAGUACCUGGACUGAUGGCGAUGUUAUUGGAAGAUCUGGGAGCACAAAUACCUCCUGAAGACAUGGACUCCAUAGAUGUAUCUGAGGAAGAAUGUAAACAAAUCCGACGAAUCUAUGAUCAGUUGCACGACGAAGCUAAAAUCGUUCAUGUCUUCCCUCAACUAUGGCACAUCCUGCGCAGAAAGGAAAUUAAACCCGGUGACCCUAAUCAUUUGGUAGUAAUCGAUUUUGCAAACGCUAGAUCACUUUCAGAUGAAGCGCUUUCCGAAAAACAACGCGGACGACUGCUCAAGUUGGAUACAUGUAGACUUGGUAUGUCGUUCAGCACUCAUAAAUGGUAA
This is a messenger RNA of Kwoniella botswanensis, 741 nucleotides long. RefSeq lists its product as uncharacterized. NCBI's taxonomy places the organism in Eukaryota, Fungi, Basidiomycota, Tremellomycetes, Tremellales, Cryptococcaceae. The coding region runs from base 1 to 741 and encodes 246 amino acids. The record is from RefSeq and is a predicted model, not a curated record. The transcript is spliced from 4 exons.